Messenger RNA from Galleria mellonella (greater wax moth), 946 nucleotides. Its product is annotated as alcohol dehydrogenase 1-like. The coding region runs from base 63 to 878 and encodes 271 amino acids. The transcript is spliced from 5 exons. Gene Ontology annotation, molecular function: oxidoreductase activity, acting on the CH-OH group of donors, NAD or NADP as acceptor. Lineage: Eukaryota; Metazoa; Arthropoda; Insecta; Lepidoptera; Pyralidae. Gene Ontology annotation, cellular component: cytoplasm. The record is from RefSeq and is a predicted model, not a curated record.
CAUAUAUAUAUACAGUCAACGCUGAUAGUAACAUUUCGCUACGAGAUACCUCAAAUAACACUAUGGUGCACGAAUUGACGAACAAAGUGGUAGUCAUUACCGGGGCUGCAACUGGUAUUGGUGCACGAGUGGUCAGAAAAUUGGUUAAUGAAGAUAUAAAGCUUGCAGCUAUUUUAGAUAUAGCAGAAAAACAAGGCAUUGAACUUCAAAAUGAAUUAAAUGCCAAAUAUGGAAACAAAGUUAAAUAUAUUAAAUGCGACGCCACUAAAGAUGACCAGCUGUUUGCUGCAUUUGAAACGGUAAUUGGCGAGGGUGGAUCCAUUGAUGUUUUGAUAAACAAUGCAGGGAUACUAAAUGAUGCUUUAAACAGCUACAGACUACAAAUAGAUUUGAAUGUGAAAGCACUAAUAACGGGCACGCUUAAAGGGUUGGAGCUGAUGCGUAAAGAUCAAAAUGGAAAAGGUGGAGUUAUCAUCAAUAUGUCAUCUAUAGCGGCGUUGUGCCAGCUACCAGAAACUCCUAUUUAUUGUGCAACAAAAAGUGCAGUAUUGCAAUUCAGCAAUUGUAUUGGGAUGGACACUUUUUAUCAAGACACUGGUGUACGAGUGAUCGCAAUUUGCUUCGGUGCAACUGAUACACCACUUUUACAUCUAGAGAAUGUGGGAGCAUUCGACAAAAAAGCAAAGGAAUUAUUACCCAAUUUACUUAAAUCACUUCCUAUGCAAACUCCAGAUGAAGCUGCUGCUGGGGUAAUAGAAGUGAUUAAGAAGGGGGACAGCGGCAGCACAUGGCUGAUAAGCAGAGGUAGACCAGCGGAGGAUAUCACGAGUACAGUGAAAAAGGCUUACGAAAUACUUACUACCCUUAUAUUUAAAUAAAAUUUCUAAUGUUAUAAACAUUUUGCCUGUACACAGUUAUAUUAAUCUAUUAAAGUUUUGUUGCUGAA